AUGAUGAUGUUCAAGGGCAAGGGCAAGGGCAUGAAAGGCCUCAGCAGCCCCAAGGAGGACAUGCAGAAGUUGGCUGCCAUCGACGCCUCUCAGAAAGUUUGGAUUGGCAACUUGUCGCCAGGCGUUGACUGGAAGACGCUGCAGCAAACUUUCAACCAGGUGGGCCGCACCAUCUACGCCGCCUGCUUCCCCAAGAGCGGCACUGGGUGCGUGGCCUACCGCACCCCUGACGAGGUGCAGCAUGCCGUAACUUCAUUGAACGGCUCCUGGCUGGGGGACACCCAGAUCCAGGUUGACUUCUUCACUAAGCCUGAAGGCCGAAGCAGCGCCAAGGGCAAGGGCAAGGGCAAGGGCAAGUCAUCGUGGACGCCAGUGUGGAAGCCGAUGUUUGAGAAAGUAAUGCUGAAGGGCUUCAAGGGCAUGAGCAAGGGCAAGGGCAAGGGCAAGAGCGGAGAUAUCGCCAAGCUCAAGUCCAUCGACAAGUCCCUGAAGGUCUGGGUGGGGGGGCUGGACGGCACAGUGACCUGGAAGCAGCUCCAGGAGCUCUUCCAGCAGGUGGGCCAGGUGACUUGGGCCGCCGCCUUCAAGGACACCGGCUGCGUGGCCUUCGCCUCCCCAGAGGAGGCGGCCUCGGCGCUGGCGCUGGACGGGACGCAAAUCGGCCCCGCGGCGUUUGAAGCCGCGGAGGUGCGCAAGCUGCGGACGCAGGACACGCCCUUCAAGCACUUGCUGGAGUACAUGCUCAAGUACGAGGGGGUGGUGCAGUUACACGCGGAGGCCAGCUACACGCUUCUGAACAUCUCUGGCUGCUGGUCUUGGAAAACCCCGGGGCCGCGGCCUGAGACGUCGAGAGACACGGCGCGCCAGGUCCGCGAGGUGUGCGGCAGCACCUUCCGACGGUCCGGACGCAUCGCAGCAUCGAAUUGGCUCAUGCACAAUUUGGCAUCGCAGCAUCGAAUAGAUGUGCCGUUUGAUGCCGAUCCCUUCACGGACGACGAGGGCGACCUGCGAAGAGGGGCUACUCCCAAGGUGCUGCCCACCAAAGGCCCCCCCAGCGACUCCGAGGAAGAGGCGCCCAGAAGACAGCAGAAGGCAGAGCUGUUCGAGCCCACGGAGGAAGCGGCGGAGGACUACGGCCUGCCCGAGGAGAGCAGCGGGAAAUUCGAGGGCAGCUGCCCUGUGCUGUGGUGCGGCUCCCAGCAGAACAAGUCUGUCAUGCUGCCGCACGCCAAGUGGAUCACGCUGGGCAAAGAUGCCUGUAGCGUUCGUCUUCCCAGCCGGGGCGUCUCUGGCAAGCACUGCCAGCUGAGAUGGCUCGGGGACAAGAGGCUCGUGGAAUUCAUGGACUCCAGCACGAACGGUACCUGGGUGAGCGGGGAGAAGGUGCAACGGAACGAGGAGCCCAUGAAGCUUCAGCACGGAGCACGCGUGGUUGUGCAGGCGGGGGGCACCCGCUACAUCUUCGUGCUGGACCUGCGCCCGGCGGGGAUGGGCUUGACGGACCCCCGGGAGUUUCAACAAGGCGAGGCGAAGGAGCGCCAGGAGCGGAAGCUGAAGAAGCUGAAGGAACAGCUGACAAAGCUGCAGCACUACAGACGGAACCAGGAGAACGACAUCGUGGAGAAGGAGAAGCUCUUUUACGAGCUGCAUGUGCAAAAGGAGGAGAUGGAUGUGAAGACUCAGAUGUGGAGGGACGAGAUCGAGAGAAUAAAGGCCGCAACGGAGGAGGUCCGGUCGAAGGUCUCGGAGACGCGGAAGGGGUGGAAGAAGAGGCUGGUGGAGAUCCACCAGGGCAACGAGGUGGCUGCGAAGCCCCUCACGGAGAGGACCAUCGAGAAGCAGGAGCAAGUGGGGAAGUUGGAGCUGGAGGUGAACGAGUUGGAGCGCCAGAUCUACCCAGACCGGUUUGCGCUCGCAGAGUUGCCCGAGGAGGUCAAACCGGCUCCAGGCUCGGAGUUGGAGCUGACCGACAACGAGCAGGACUCUGCCAGACCGCAGGUGCAGCCGUCUGCCACGCCGGAGGAGGAUUCUGCGGCCUUAGUGUCGGCGGCGCAGAAGCCGCAGUCCUCUGGGUACGCCCCGACCACGCCGGCGAAGACGCCGGCGCCGGAUCUGGACAGCGCCCCUCUGAUGGAGAGCGCCCCUCUGAUGGACAGCGCCCAGUUCGCAGAGGAGGCCGGAGCCUUCAUCCAGAACCUCAGCAUGAAGGAUCUCUUCGGCGAGGAGGACGACGCGGAAGACGGCGAGGCUGGCAGCGCCCCCAGCGCCCCCAGCGCCGCGAGCGGCCCCGGCGCCAAGCGGCCGCGCUUGGAAGGCAGCUGA
Molecule: messenger RNA, 2322 nt
Organism: Effrenium voratum
Lineage: Eukaryota; Dinophyceae; Suessiales; Symbiodiniaceae
Source: the annotation of a GenBank genome assembly